AUGGCUGCCAAAGAUGUGCCACAACUCUCUGACAGUCAGCCAGCUGCCCGAAAGAGGGUGGGCAACUCUGUCAGGACUGCGCUCUCGAAGGCCGCGAAGGCCCCGUUGCUGAAGCGCCUCCAGGACCAUGCUGCGGGCAAAAGCGGGUUGUGUCUGGCAGACUCCUAUUCGAACAACAGGACGAAGGUCCAGUGGGAGUGCGCGCAUGGCCACAGAUGGCAUGCCACUCCGGCCAGUGUUUUGAUCCAGAAGAGCUGGUGCCCGCAGUGCGCUGUUGAAAGGCGAAGGGGCUCUCUGGAGCGAUUGCAGGACCACGCGAGGGAGCGAGGCGGAAAGCUCCUGUCCACGAAGUACACCAACAGCAAAACCAAGUAUCGCUGGCAGUGCAAGUUGGGACACACCUGGGAAGCCAUCGCCUACAACGUUUUGAACCAUGGCACCUGGUGCCCUGAAUGCGCGCGAAAGCAGAAAGUGCCCACCAGGCGAAGCUUGGAGGACUUGCACGAGCAUGCAGCUUCGUGUGGAGGCCGCUGCCUAGCCACUGAAUAUUGCGGUAUGAAGAAGAAGGUGCAGUGGGAGUGCAAGAAGGGUCACAGGUGGCUUGCAGCUCCACGAAGCGUGCUGAAUGGCAACACCUGGUGUCCUGUCUGUGCGCAGCGUGCUCCCAUCGGGUUGGCGCGGCUGACGAAGCAUGCGGCGCAGCGAGGCGGGGAGUGCCUGGCGACGAAAUAUGUGAACAGCUACAGCAAGGUGCCGUGGCAGUGCAAGCGCAAACACGUCUGGGAGGCAACACCUCUUCAUGUACUGAACCAUGGUCAGUGGUGCCCACACUGCAGGAAGAUUGGGCUUCAACGCGUCCAGGCUCACGCCGCAUCGCUGGGUGGGAGGUGCCUGUCGAAGUCGUACAAGAACUGCUAUACCAAGCUUCUCUGGGAGUGCCUGGAGGGACACCGAUGGAAGGCGAUGGCUUGCAACGUGAUCAACGGGAAGACCUGGUGCCCAACUUGCGCAACCAGCAUUUGGAGAACAGAGGCGGGGAUCCGCGACAUCCUCGAGACCAUCUUUUUCCCCUCCAAAUUUGGGUCCUGCUAUCCGCAGUUUCUGGAGGGUCUGCAGCUGGAUGGCUACUGCCGUGAGUUGUCGCUGGCAUUUGAGUACCAGGGUGAGCAGCACUAUGAUUCGGAGAAUUAUUUCCACUUCGGGGAAAUCUCCAGCUUUGAGGCACAGCAGGAGCGAGAUAUCAAGAAGCGGGAGCUGUGCAAAGCAGCAGGGGUGCGGCUGGUGCUCAUCCCGUAUUUUGCAAAUGACAAGCGGACCUUUGUGGUGACCGCCCUGUUGCAGUGGUUCUGCAUUGAGGACAUCACGGCUGACAAAGGUCCAGUGGGAGUGCGAACAUGGCCACCGAUGCCUGCCACUCCGAUCAAUGUUUUGCUCAACAAGAGCUGGUGCCCGCUGUGCGCUGUUGAAAGGCGAAUGGGCACUCUGGAGAAAUUGCGGGACCACGCGAGGAAGCGAGGCGGCAAGCUCCUGUCCACAAAGUACAGUAACAACAGAAGCAAGUACCACUGGCAGUGCAGGUUGGGACACGCCUGGGAGGCCACUGCCGGCAACGUUCUGAACUCUGGCACCUGGUGCCCUGAAUGCGCGCGAAAGCAGAAAGUGCGGACGAGGCGAAGCUUGCAGGACUUGCAAGAGCAUGCAGCUUCCCGCGGAGGCCGCUGCCAAGCCGUUGAAUACCGCCGUAUGAGGAAGAAGGUGCAGUGGGAGUGCAAGGAGGGCCACAGGUGGCUUGCAACUCCGAACGCAGUGCUGAACAAGAACAGCUGGUGUCCUGUAUGUGCGCAGCGUGCUCCCAUCGGCUUGGAGCGGCUGAGGAAGCAUGCGGCGCAGCGAGGCGGAGAGUGCCUCGCAACUGAGUAUGUGAACGCACACAGUAAGGUGGCGUGGAAGUGCAAGCACGGACACGUUUGGCAGGCAACAGCGGCGAGCGUGCUGAACUUAGGUCAGUGGUGCCCGCACUGCAGGAAGAUUGGGCUUCCGCGCCUCCAGGCACACGCUGCCUCGCUGGGUGGGAGGUGCCUGGCGAAGUCGUACAAGAACUGCUUUGUCAAGCUUCUCUGGGAGUGCCGGGAGGGACACCGAUGGAAGGCGACGGCUCACAGCGUGAUGAACGGCAAGACCUGGUGCCCAACUUGCGCAACCAGCAUUUGGAGGACAGAGGAGCAGAUCCGCGACAUCCUCGAGACCAUCUUCUUCCCCUCUAAGUUUGACUCGGACUAUCCAAAGUUUCUGGAGGGCUUGCAGCUGGAUGGCUACUGCCGUGAGCUGUCGCUGGCAUUUGAGUACCAGGGUGAGCAGCACUAUGACCCAGAAAGAGCGCGGCUGGUGCUGAUUCCAUAUUUUGCAAAUGACAAGUGGACCUUCGUGAUGACCAUGCUGUUGCAGUGGUUCUCCAUUGAGGCGUUGGGUUGCGUGGUCGUGUGGAGCCCAGCUAUUGUGCCGUUCCCUGGGCCAGAACUUCGAAGUGCACCGGCCCGCCUGGUGUUUGACGACCCCGACGCGGAAGCCAAAGAGGCAGUGCAGAUUCCGCAGAGAAAGCGGAUUCAGAUGCUUUCCCAGGCCAUGGGUCACAGCUACGAGGAGGUCCACAAGGCCGAGAGGCUUCGCACCAAGACAGUGGAGGAGGAUGCGGCUUUGGCUGCAAAAGCGGGGGUUGACAACAGCCCAAGAGACAAAACGAACCUGGGCUCGGCAAAACAGGCCUCUCCGCAGACGAAGGGUCUGCUCGUCAAGGCGCGAAGCGUGUUUGAGAGGGCGGACGAGGAGCGUGUUGGGCCCCUCGAAGAAGAGCUCCUGCCUCCUGAGGAUCCCUCUCCACCAGAGAUGCCCAGCAACCCACCUGCGGAGGAGGUGGCCGAAGAGCCCCCCGUGGCCGCAGCGGUGGAGGAGAUUCAGGAGCUCCCAGAGAAGGAAGUGGCGGAAGAGGCUCCCGAGUCUCCAGCAAGCGAUGGAAAAGCAGAGGACGCGAGUCAACUGGUUGCACUCCGCGAGACGGGCGUCGCCGCUGGCUUGGACUCGAUGUUCAUAAGAUUUGCAAGCUCGUCUGAGUGCAUAGGCGUGGUGGCGUGUGUUGUUGCGGCGGGCCCUUUCUCUCGGGAUGCGCGACUUGAGUGGUCUUUCAGCCUUUCAGAAGCGCAAUGCUUGCUGCUGCGGAACGAGGAAGUCUUCUACAUUGGCGAUGGUGAUCAGGUGGAGGCCGAGGAUGCUUUCCUGGCUCCGCUGCCUGCUGCCGACCAGGAGGCAUGGGAAAAGGGAGGAAAGGCAUGCCUCCAAGAAGUUCACCGCACAACUUUGAAAGUGGGCGAGGCCAGGCCAAGGUGCCAUCCUCAGUGGGAGGCACCUCCGCCAGACGAACCAACGGCCGGCCCUGGGCUGCCUGUUCAGGAGGCUUCCCCGCAUGGCCGUGUUCCAGAAGCCGAUGCUGUAGAGGAGGAGCCUGAGCCUGCUGAAGAUCCAGAGAUGGAGGCUCCGGAGUCCCCGCCUCCCUCCGCAGAGGCUCCGCGCGCAGAGGAUCUCGCUCUGCCGGAGCUGCCCAGUCUCCAGCCAGCGAAGGAUGCCGCCGCCGAGGAGGCAUGGGGAGCGGUGGCCCCGUUGCCAAAGGCGGAGAGGAUCCUGUGGGCGGAUGCGCGAGAAUCUCCGAAGGUCAAUGGCUCGGCUUCUCCCUUGGAGGUCGGCACACCGCCGCGGGAAGAGACGAACCCUGCGGAGGCCCGGCCAAGACCAGGAGGCUAUCCAGAGGUCCUGAGGGCGCCAGUCCGUCUUACAGCAGAUGCUGGAACCACCGGAGGGAUGGAUCGUAGACCAGGAACCUUGUCCCAGGCUCGUCUUUGCCUGGUGCUGGCUUCAUAUGGAAUGGCAAGCAGGCAUGGUAUGAAGCGGGGCGGCCGCGUUGGCUUCCAUAAGGGGAUGGGAGCAGGAAAGCUGAGAGGAACAUCUUCAACUGAGCAGAGCUCGCGCCGGACUCGCAUGACCAAAGAUGAGCUUCUAAGGCGCCUUCGAGACCACGCUGUGAGCAAAGGCGGGUCAUGCCUGGCAGACUCUUAUCUGAACAACAGGACUAAGGUCCAGUGGGAGUGCGAGCAUGGCCACCGAUGGCAUGCCACUCCAGCCAGUAUUUUGGAUCAGAAGUCCUGGUGCCCGCAGUGCGCUGUUGAAAGGCGAAUGAGCUCUCUGGAGCGAUUGCAGGACCACGCGAGGGAGCGAGGCGGCAAGCUCCUGUCCACUAAGUACACUAACAGCAGGGCCAAGUACCGCUGGCAGUGCAAGCUGGGACAUACCUGGGAAGCUGCUGCCUACAGCAUUCUGAACUGUGGCACCUGGUGCCCUGAAUGCGCCCGAAAGCAGAGAGUGCCCACCACGCGAAGCUUGCAGGACCUGCAGGAGCAUGCAGCUUCCCGCGGAGGCCGCUGCCUAGCCACUGAAUAUUACGGUGUGAGGAGGAAGGUGCCCUGGGAGUGCAGGAAGGGCCACAGGUGGCUUGCAACUCCAGACAAUGUGCUGAAUGGCAACAGAUGGUGCCCUGUCUGUGCGCAGCGUGCUCCCAUCCGUUUGGAGCGGCUGAGGAAGCAUGCGGUGCAGCGAGGCGGGGAGUGUCUUGCGACGGAGUAUGUGAACGCGCACAGAAAGGUGGCGUGGAAGUGCAAGCACGGACACGUCUGGCAGGCAAUAGCCAACAGCGUGAUGCGCCUGGGUACGUGGUGCCCGCACUGCAGGAAGAUUGGGCUUGCGCGCCUCCAGGCCCACGCCGCAUCGCUGGGUGGGAGGUGCCUGUCGAAGUCGUACAAGAACAGUUCUGUCAAAAUUCUCUGGGAGUGCCAGGAGGGACACCGAUGGAAGGCAACGGCUGCUAGCGUGAUGAACAGCAAGACCUGGUGCCCAACUUGCGCAACCAGCAUUUGGAGGACAGAGGCGGAGAUCCGCGACAUCCUCCAGACCAUCUUCUGCCCUUCUAAGUUCGAGUCCUGCUAUCCGAAGUUUCUGCAGGGCCUGCAGCUGGAUGGCUACUGCGGUGAGCUGUCGCUGGCAUUCGAGUACCAGGGUGAGCAGCACUAUCAUCCAGAAAAUUAUUUCCAUUUCGGUGACAUCUCCAGCUUCGAGGCGCAGCAGGAGCGAGAUAUCAGAAAGCAGGAGCUGUGCCAGGCAGCCGGUGUGCGGCUGGUGCUCGUUCCAUAUUUUGCAAAUGACAAGCGAACCUUCGUAGUGACCGCCCUGUUGCAGUGGUUCUCCAUUGAGGAGAUUGCUCCUAUCGUGCUGCCCCUGCACAGAACUUGUCGUGAAGAAUCAGGUUGA
Messenger RNA from Symbiodinium pilosum, 5349 nucleotides. Lineage: Eukaryota; Dinophyceae; Suessiales; Symbiodiniaceae. The record is from the annotation of a GenBank genome assembly.